UCAGGAGGAAUAAGUGAUGGCAUUAUCUGCUCAACACCAGGGAUUCGGAAGGGAAAGGACCUCCUCAAAGUUCCCUAUGAGCUGUUUGGGGCAUGCCCUGUGAUUACAGCUCACGUUCAUCUGGCUAGCAUUCACCACCAUAGCAUUGAGCACAGAAGUUCUCUGAAGCAUGCUCAUCACAACGAACACGGGGAAAACAGCCGUUCAAACUGUGAACCCAAACCAAAGCCAAGGCCUGUUAGUUUGCGUCAUGCAAUUGCCACUGUAGUAAUCACUGGAGUUGUCUGUGGAAUCGUGUGUCUAAUGAUGUUGGCAGCUGCUGUCUAUGGUUGUGCCUAUGCUGCAAUUACUGCUAAAUACCACAGAGAACGUUUGGCCCCGGUCAGACAGCACGGGACUCCUGAGGAAAAAGAGCCAUUUGAUAGCUCCUUGGCUUGA
Molecule: messenger RNA, 438 nt
Organism: Phaethon lepturus (White-tailed tropicbird)
Lineage: Eukaryota; Metazoa; Chordata; Aves; Phaethontiformes; Phaethontidae
Gene: LRTM1
Product: leucine-rich repeats and transmembrane domains 1
Exons: 1
Source: RefSeq, a predicted model, not a curated record